AAGAGAUAUAAUAAUAGAGAGUGAGAGAGGGUCGUCGUAAGCUCAUAAUAGCAGAGAAAAAAGGAAAAAGAAACAGGAGAGAAACAAGAAAGAAGGAGAUGACGAGCAAGGAGGAGGGGAAGAGCACGGGCGAGCCCCAGACCCCGCAACAGCAGCAGCAGUACGGCACCUUCCAAGGCGUGCCCACCUACCCUCCGCAGCCGCCGGCGAUGGGCUUCCCCCAGCCGACUCCGCCGCCCGGCAUCACCGGCCACCUGCCGCCCCAUUCUGCCCCCACCUACUACGCCCGCGCCUACCAGACCGCUGCUCCAGGUUAUGAACAAGUUGUUGAAGGCAGGCCGCUAAGAGAACCACGCCUCCCAUGCUGUGGAUGUGGUGUUGGCUGGUUUUUGUUCAUAAUUGGCUUCUUUCUUGCUGCUAUUCCCUGGUAUGUUGGAGCUUUCAUUCUACUUUGUGUUAGGAGGGUGGACUAUAGGGAGAAACCAGGGUAUAUUGCUUGCACAAUAGCAGCCGUUCUUGCCGCAAUUGCUAUUAUCAUUGGAGCAACAAAGGGAGCUGAUGCGUGGUGAUUGUAACUACCGAUAUGUGAUAUGUAUAUCGAAAAUAAAAAUAUGAUGUAAUUUAUCGUUAUGUCUGUGUCUUUGGAGGUUCAGGAUUCUGUGGAACAUUGCAUGUAAUUAAUGGUAUGUUAACUCUUGUGUAUGUGUAUCAGUAUUUGGCUAAGAUUAGUUUUGUGCAGGAGAUGGUUUGAGUAUU
This is a messenger RNA of Ananas comosus (pineapple), 756 nucleotides long. Its product is annotated as 60S ribosomal protein L18a-like protein. The transcript is spliced from 4 exons. NCBI's taxonomy places the organism in Eukaryota, Viridiplantae, Streptophyta, Magnoliopsida, Poales, Bromeliaceae. The record is from RefSeq and is a predicted model, not a curated record. Bases 99 to 569 code for a protein of 156 amino acids.